This is a messenger RNA of Culicoides brevitarsis, 2568 nucleotides long. RefSeq names its product pre-mRNA-splicing factor CWC22 homolog (gene ncm). The record is from RefSeq and is a predicted model, not a curated record. Gene Ontology annotation, biological process: mRNA splicing, via spliceosome. Gene Ontology annotation, molecular function: RNA binding; protein binding. NCBI's taxonomy places the organism in Eukaryota, Metazoa, Arthropoda, Insecta, Diptera, Ceratopogonidae. The transcript is spliced from 2 exons. Gene Ontology annotation, cellular component: catalytic step 2 spliceosome. Bases 46 to 2568 code for a protein of 840 amino acids.
AUUUCCCGACAAUUUUAGAUUUUUUUGUAGUUUUCUUUGAAAAAAAUGAGCGAAGAAGGAGAAAAUAGUUCAUCGACAUCGGGUUCAAGCUCCUCAGGAUCCGAAAGUGAAGAAGAUUCCAAGUUAAAAUCCGCUGUAACAGUAAAAAUAGCAAAUGUAGCGUUGGAUCACGCUCUCAAAAAUGCGGAUGAAAAAAUUAAAAACACCGGAAAGGAAGUUGCUGAUAAAAUUCCCAAAUCUGAGCCUCAGGAAGAAGACACGAGACGCAGCAACAAAGAAAAUGUCGAAAAAAGGAAGCGUCGAAGCGAGUCAGAUGACGAUCGGAAGCGACAACGAACUCGUCGGCGUAGCAAUGAUCGACGGCGAAGGCGUUCCGCGUCGUCUUCGAGUGACAGAAGCAACGAAAGACGAAGAAAUAAAAGUCCCCGUCGUGAAAGGCGAGAUUUUCGUGACAAAAAUGAAGUUGUCGGAAGUCGUUAUUACGAUCAAGGAAGACGUUCGCCGACAAAAUCGCCCGAAAAGUCCCCGGAAAAAGCCCCGGAACGAGUUCGCAAGCCUCCAACUGACUUGUUGACACUCAAAACGGGCGGCGCUUAUAUCCCGCCGGCGAAAUUGCGCAUGAUGCAAGCGAAUAUCACGGAUAAGACGAGUGUCGCGUACCAACGAAUCGCUUGGGAAGCCCUGAAAAAGUCCAUUCACGGGUACAUCAACAAAAUUAACGUCGAUAACAUCGCCAUCAUUACGCGGGAACUGUUAAAGGAGAACAUCAUUCGUGGCAAAGGCUUGCUUUGUCGCUCCAUCAUUCAAGCUCAAGCGGCGUCGCCAACUUUUACGCACGUUUAUGCCGCCCUCGUUGCUGUAAUUAACUCAAAAUUCCCAAGUAUCGGAGAAUUACUGCUAAAACGUCUCGUGAUCCAAUUCAAACGAGGAUUUCGUCGAAACGACAAGUCAAUUUGUCUCAGUUCGUCGCGUUUCAUGGCGCAUCUCGUCAACCAAAGAGUUGCCCAUGAAAUUCUCGCGUUGGAAAUUUUAACGUUGCUCGUCGAGACACCAACAGACGAUUCAGUCGAAGUUGCAAUUGCCUUUUUGAAGGAAUGCGGGCAAAAGUUGACAGAAGUUACGGGAAAAGGAGUCAAUGCGAUCUUUGAAAUGCUGAAAAAUAUUUUGCACGAAGGGAAAUUGGAUAAACGAGUGCAGUACAUGAUCGAAGUAGUGUUCCAAGUGAGAAAAGAUGGAUUUCGGGAUCACGUUGCGGUUAUUGAUGCAUUGGAAUUGGUUGAAGAAGACGAUCAGUUUACGCAUUUGAUUAUGUUGGAUGAGGCAACGGAUCCGCAGGAGAUAUUGAACGUUUUCAAGCACGACGAGAAAUACGAAGAAAACGAAGCAAAGUACAAAGAGCUCAGCAAAGGCCUCUUGGGAAGUGAUUCUGACUCGAAAUCCGGCUCGGGAUCAGGAAGCGGAUCAUCUUCGGGCUCCGGAUCUGAUUCCGACGACGAAGAGGAAGAAAAAGAAGUCGAGGACAAACAAACGAUCAUCGAUAACACAGAAACAAACUUAAUUGCUCUCCGUCGCGUGAUUUAUCUGACAAUCCAUUCGUCGCUCGACUACGAAGAAUGCGCGCACAAACUCAUGAAAAUGGAACUAAAACCCGGACAAGAAGCGGAAUUGUGUCACAUGUUCUUGGAUUGUUGCGCCGAACAACGAACUUACGAAAAAUUCUACGGAUUACUUGCGCAGCGCUUUUGUAACAUCAACAAAGCGUACAUUGAACCGUUCCAACAAAUUUUUCAAGACACUUACGAGACAACGCAUCGCCUGGAUACGAACCGUUUGCGGAAUGUUUCGAAAUUUUUCGCGCAUUUGCUCUUUUCUGACGCCAUUGGAUGGGAUGUUUUGCAGUGCAUUCGCUUAAAUGAGGACGACACAACGAGCUCUUCGCGUAUUUUUAUCAAAAUUUUGUUCCAAGAAUUGGCUGAAUACAUGGGAUUAGCGAAAUUGAAUGAACGUUUGAAGGAUGUGACGCUCCAAGAAUAUUUCGCGGGACUUUUACCUCGCGAUAAUCCCCGCGACACCCGAUUUUCCAUCAAUUUCUUCACGUCAAUCGGCUUGGGAGGUCUCACAGAUGACUUGAGAGAACAUUUGAAGAAAGCUCCGAAGCCAUUAGCGGCAAAUCCUGUUGCAGCUCCGAGUCAAUUGGUCAAAGGAUCAUCAAGUUCAUCCUCGAGUUCGUCUUCAAGCAGCUCAAGUUCAUCAAGUUCGAGCGAUUCUUCGAGCAGUAGUGAGAGUUCAAGCAGCUCCGAGGAUGAAAAACGAAAAAAGAAGAAGAAAAAUUCAAAAAAAGAGGAGAAAAAAGACGAAAAACGUAGAGAUGACAAACGCGAUGAUCGCAGAAGAGACGAAAAACGCUCUCGAGACGACAAAAAAGAAGAAAAACGCUCGAGGGACGAUAGAAAAGACGAUCGAAGACGAGAUGAUCGUCGUCGUGACGAACGAAAUGGUCGAGAUCGAGACGACAGAAGAGAUAAAAGUCGCGAUGAUCGACGGGAUGAUCGCAGAAAUCGUCGUUAA